AGCGCUGGCUUUAGCCGUGCUUGGGCGGGCGCGACGGGCUUCCGGGCAUGCGGCGCCUUCAUGGCCGGCACCCGCUGAAUGUCCUGCCACUGGGGAACCGACUGCUCGACUCGGACUCCACGGGCCCCACGGGCCGGGGUGCGCGGUGCGGGGCGCUGAGCGCUCUGCGGGACGAGCAGCUUCUGCGGGCGCUGCAGGCCUUGGACCCCGCCAGCCUGGCGCGUUGCGCAGCGGCGGCGCCGCGGCUCCGGGCCUUCGCGCUGAGCGACGAGCUGUGGCAGCCGCACGUCCUGCGGCGCUUCCUGGCGCCCGCCGGGGCUGGGCUUGGAGAGACCUUCGCGUGGCGGGGCCGCACCUGGCGUGAGGCCUUCGUGCACAGCCAGAACUGCGCCCCAGCGCCGUGCCACGUGGCUGUGUUCAGCGAUGUGCUCUACCGCAGCUUCUUCUAUGCCGCCGGGGAGCUGCAGGCUGCGUGGCUGGGUGCCGAAACGCUGCCCCGCGUCAGUGCCGAUCUCUCCGUGGAAGACUUCCUCGAACGCUUCGAGCGGCGCAGCUGCCCGGUGCUCAUCGAGGGCUGCGUCAAGACCUGGCCGGCCAUGGGCCGCUGGCACCGGGAGGCCUUGCUGCAGCGCUUCGGGGAUGUGCCCUUUGCGGCCGGCGCGGCGGACUUCCCCUUGCGAUGCUUCUAUGAGUACGCCGAGAGCAACAUGGACGACGUGCCCAUGUUCAUCUUCGACAAGUACUUUGGGAAGCGGGCGCCGGGCUUGCUUGAGGACUACGAGGUGCCGGAGCACUUCCGGGGCCGGGACCUCUUCGAUCUCUUGGGCGACCGCCCAGACUUCCGGUGGCUGCUGAUCGGGCACCGGCGCAGCGGAUCCAAGUGGCACCUGGACCCGAACAAGACCUGCGCCUGGAACGCGGUGGUGCGGGGCCGCAAGCGCUGGCUGCUGCUUCCACCAGGUUGCCCUCCUCCGGGCGUCCACCGGUCAAAGGAUGGUGCAGAGGUGAUUCAGCCGGUGAGCCUGCUGGAGUGGUUCACCAACUUCUACGCAGAGCUCAAGCGCCACGUGGACCUCAACCCGGCCUGGGACCUGAAGGAAGGCACCUGCGGCCCGGGGGACCUGGUCUUCAUCCCCAGCGGCUGGUGGCAUUGCGUCCUGAACCUGGAGGAUGACACCAUUGCGGUCACCCAAAACUACGCCUCGGAGACCCACGUGGCCUCGGUGCGGCGCUUCCUCUCGGAGCGCCGGGAAGAGGUGAGCGGCACCGCGGACCGCGAGACGCUGGCGGAGAGAUUUGACGAGGCUCUGGCUCGGCAUCGUCCAGAUUUGCUUGGAGAGGCCGCAGAGUCAGAGAUCGUGGCUACGAAGCCGGAGGAGACGCCAAAGUUCUCCUUCUGGGACCACUUGAGGUCAACUGGAAAGUCCCUGAGCUUUGAGGCAAAGCGCCAGCGCUUGACCUGAACUCUGCCCGCCGCCUUCGCGCUGUCCGCGGAUGCCGAGCGCCAAGCUAGUGAGCUGGCGCAGACUGCCAGAACAUGGAGGACACGGAGGAUGCAGCGCGCGGGCGUGCGGGUGCGGGGAUUCCGAGAUGAGACACACGCAGACGGUCUUGGGACGCAGUUGCACCGAGCGUGGCGAGCA
This is a messenger RNA of Effrenium voratum, 1643 nucleotides long. Lineage: Eukaryota; Dinophyceae; Suessiales; Symbiodiniaceae. The record is from the annotation of a GenBank genome assembly.